AUGACUGGCUCUUCCUUCGUCUCGGCCCUCACGGCCGGCCUCGCCCUGGCCUCCACCGCCGCCGCCCUCCCCGCCGGUGCCCAGCAGGAGAGAGGCUUCACCGUCGAGCAGGUCCGCAACCCCCGCUACGUCCGCUCCGGUCCCCUCGCCCUUGCCAAGGCCUACCGCAAGUACAAGGCCCCUCUGCCCGAGGACCUUGCCAGCGUCGUCGCCAACAUCACCGCCGCCGGCCUCGUCCAGCGCGCCACCGGCAGCGUCGCCGCCAACCCCCAGGAGUACGAUGUCGAGUACCUGAGCCCCGUCCAGAUCGGCACCCCGGCCCAGACCCUCAACCUCGACUUCGACACCGGCUCCUCCGACCUCUGGGUCUUCUCCACCUCGACCCCGUCCAGCCAGCGCAACGGCCAGACCGUCUACGACCCGAGCAAGUCCAGCACCGCUUCCCGCCUCUCCGGCGCCACCUGGUCCAUUUCCUACGGCGACGGUUCCAGCUCCAGCGGUAUUGUCUACAAGGACACCGUCACCGUCGGCGGUCUGACCGUCACCGGCCAGGCCGUCGAGGCCGCCUCAACCGUCUCCGACUCCUUCACCUCCGAGAGCGACCUGGACGGUCUCCUGGGUCUCGGCUUCAGCAACAUCAACACUGUUGAGCCCACCCAGCAGAACACCUUCUUCGACACCGCCAAGUCCAAGCUGACCUCGCCCCUUUUCACUGCUGACCUGAAGCACAACAAGGCCGGCAAGUACAACUUCGGCUACAUUGACACCGCCGCCUACACCGGCUCCAUCACCUACACCUCGGUCAACAGCGCGAACGGCUGGUGGCAGUUCACCUCCUCCGGCUACCAGGUCGGCUCCAGCAGCUUCGUCACCAGCUCCGUCACCGGCAUCGCUGACACCGGCACCACCCUCCUCCUGCUCCCCCAGUCCAUCGUCACCGCCUACUACAAGCAGAUCAGCGGCGCCAAGUACGACUCAUCCCAGGGAGGCUACACCUUCCCAUGCUCGGCCACCGUCCCGUCCUUCACCUUCGGUGUCGGCAGCGCCCGCAUCACCAUCCCCAGCACCUACAUGAACUACGCGCCCGUCAGCACCAGCACUUGCUUCGGUGGCCUGCAGAGCAACACCGGCAUCGGCAUCUCCAUCUACGGUGACGUCGCCCUCAAGGCCGCUUUCGUUGUCUUCAACGGCGGCACCAAGCAGCUCGGCUGGGCUGCCAAGACCCUCUCCUAA
This is a messenger RNA of Colletotrichum spaethianum, 1233 nucleotides long. RefSeq names its product endothiapepsin. Lineage: Eukaryota; Fungi; Ascomycota; Sordariomycetes; Glomerellales; Glomerellaceae. The coding region runs from base 1 to 1233 and encodes 410 amino acids. Gene Ontology annotation, molecular function: aspartic-type endopeptidase activity. The transcript has 2 exons. Gene Ontology annotation, biological process: proteolysis. The record is from RefSeq and is a predicted model, not a curated record.